UCUGUUGCUGCAGAGUUACAUUAUUUUUCCUGCAAACUCUAAACCAUUUUUUUUUUCUUAGGGUUAGGUGUGCUUAUAAUGUGUGACCGUCUCUAGAAAGGAUUGAUUUUGCUGGAAAUUAUUAUAUUGAAAACUUAUAACUUGGAGAUUUGAGACAUGGCGACCCCAGCUUCUCAAUUGCCUUCUACAAUAAAUCGAAUAUUGGACCUAUUCACUAAUUUUUCUGAAGGCUUGACAGAUAAAAUUAUGGAAGAGAAUCUUAGAGGUGUUGAACUGGGAGUCAGAGUUCAGGCAAUCAACUCGCUACUUCAAAAACGUCAAAUCCAAAUGUUCAAGCAGGGUGAUUUCAUAGUAUAUAAGAGACAAGCAAAAGAUGAAUCUGGAAGGUUUAGGGGUCUCUCAACUGAAGACAUGCUUGUAUAUCAAGCCAUUCAAAAGGCUGGAAAUAUGGGUAUAUGGACCAAGGAUAUGAAAAGAGAAACAAAUUUGCAACAGCCACAGAUUACAAAAGCAAUAAAAAAUCUUGAAACCCGAAGCCUAAUAAAAGGAGUGAAGCCCGUUUCUAAUCAAGCAAAGAAAGUUUAUAUGCUGGCAGAAUUGACACCUUCAAAGGAAAUAACUGGUGGAGCAUGGUACACAGGUUAUAGCAACUAUUGGGAUAUUACUGUAUGUUCACAGCAUGAUAAUGAUAACUUUAAUCACAUUUAUAGUAUCACUUUUAAUUUUCAAUAUUUUAAUUUUAUUAUUACUAUUUAUUAUUUAAUUCUAUUUCAAAGUGGGUACAUUACAAGGAAUCGUGAGAACAUGAUGUUUGAAUACAAAUCAAACUUGCAGCCUAGAGCAACAAGUGAAUGGAGUUUUUCAGGCAGAACUCAGAGACCCGGGUUGCAUUUUUGUCUACCCAAGGUGUACCUGUAUUCAGUAGAGGUGGGCCCUGUGCUCUUGAAGAAACUGAUAUUGGAUAUGCUGGUGCUAGAUGGCAGUGUGGAGAAAGUCAGAAGCACUGGAACUGGGGACUUUAUUUCCAUUCCUGUGAAUGAGUUUUGCUUUAGGGUUUCUCAAACUCGUAUUCAAGAGUCAUCAGCAUUCACAGAUAUUCCUUGUGGAGUUUGUCCUGUUUUACACGAGUGCACAGAUGAUGGCUUGAUUUCCCCCAAAACAUGUAUUUACUAUAAAAAGUGGUUGGCAUUUUAGGAGGAAUCAUCCAGUGAACUAUUUAAAAAAUUGGAGUUAAAGGUUGCAAGUGCUUUAGUAGCUCCCAUUUUCCUAAUCCAAGUAAAGGAGUACACGAAUUGUUAUAUUGUGGUCAAAGGAAAAGUGACACAUCUUAAUGUUCCCAUCUUUCGAAGUUCGUUAUAGAUGAUCUGGGACAGUUUGAGAAUAAUCAGCACUCGUUUGGAUCCUCUUUCUUUACCAGUUAGAACAGAAAGUAAAUUAGAAGGGCUCUUUGAAAUUUUCGUGGCCAAUGGAGUCUAGCAGAAAAAAUGUAACACAUGUAUCUGACCAAUAAACUAUCAUUAAUUGUUAUAUUGUGGUCAAAGGAAAAGUGACGUUUUAAUGUUCCCAUCUUU
Molecule: messenger RNA, 1571 nt
Organism: Cryptomeria japonica (Japanese cedar)
Lineage: Eukaryota; Viridiplantae; Streptophyta; Pinopsida; Cupressales; Cupressaceae
Exons: 14
Coding region: 157-1194 (345 amino acids)
Biological process (GO): transcription by RNA polymerase III
Cellular component (GO): RNA polymerase III complex
Source: RefSeq, a predicted model, not a curated record